Messenger RNA from Aspergillus candidus, 807 nucleotides. Its product is annotated as protein kinase-like protein. The coding region runs from base 1 to 807 and encodes 268 amino acids. NCBI's taxonomy places the organism in Eukaryota, Fungi, Ascomycota, Eurotiomycetes, Eurotiales, Aspergillaceae. The transcript is spliced from 2 exons. The record is from RefSeq and is a predicted model, not a curated record.
AUGCCGGAUUCCACCUGGCCAGUCCACAUCUCACAUACAGCGACUGGCCAAAUUCCCGAUCCACAAAUUGCUCAGCUUCCGUUUGGGUUGAUCCUGAAAUGGUCUGAUGGUACUCGGUUGGAAGAAGUCUUGACGAUGGAGGUUGCCAGAAGGGCAGGUCUCCCAGUUCCGAGGGUGAUAUGCUAUGGAGAACAUCCGGAUUGUCCGCAUGCUCCCAUAUCGAUCCUGGUGACGCGUAUCCCCGGGGAUGAACUUGGUCGAGUGUACGAGACGCUCAGCGACGCGGAACGGGAGUCCAUCCAGAUGCAGCUAAAGGGCUAUUUGGAAGUGAUGCGGAGAUGGGAAAAUCCGUGGGGCGGGAGCAGAAUUUGCUCUCUGGCGGGCACGGCUGUCCGGAGUGUCCGCGUGCCUAAUCAUCUCGCUGGGCCUUUCGAGUCGGAGCAAGAGCUCAACGAGUACCUUCUGAAGCCCGCUUGGGCAGGCGGCUUCCCGUCUGAAGCAGAAUACAACAAUGCACUCAAUCGUGCCAAAAAGAUGGGGUCGAUGGCUCAUCGUGUUUUUUUCACGCACGGGGACCUUAAACACCAUAACAUCCUUGUGCAAAACGGACAGAUCACGGGGUUUCUGGACUGGGAAUCGGCAGGCUGGUACCCUGAGUAUUGGGAUUUCACCACAGCGCUCGGGUUCACUCGGGAAGAUUUCUGGUGGUACAACUUCGUAAUGAGGCUUGGGGGCAGCAAGUACAUGGAGGAACUAGACUGUGAACGUGCGUUGACUUCUUUAACAAGCUCUUCGUAUUACUGGUAG